This is a messenger RNA of Mya arenaria, 1472 nucleotides long. RefSeq names its product neuferricin-like. The transcript has 4 exons. NCBI's taxonomy places the organism in Eukaryota, Metazoa, Mollusca, Bivalvia, Myida, Myidae. The record is from RefSeq and is a predicted model, not a curated record. Gene Ontology annotation, cellular component: membrane; endomembrane system. The coding region runs from base 21 to 854 and encodes 277 amino acids.
ACAGCAAAAGAAAAGGCAAAAUGAUCACAAAACUUGUUCUGUUAUUUUCUGUUCUGCUGGUUGUCAUUUCAUUCCUUUUGACAAAAGAGGAAUUUAAAGAUUACAGGCACAUACUUCUGUCAUUUAUACCAUUUUUUAAUUAUAGCACUGCUGUUUCUAGUGGUCGAAUUUUCACAAAAGAAGAACUUGCCAAAUACAGUGGUAAAGACAAAACUCCAGUUUACUUAGCAAUAAUAGGAGAUGUAUUCGAUGUCACAAAAGGAAGAAAACAUUAUGGGGAGGGAGGCGGCUACCAUUUUUUCUCAGGUAAAGACGGGACAAGAGCGUUUGUUUCUGGAAAAUUUACUGAGGAAGGGUUAAUUGAGGAUACUACCGGUCUCUCUCAUACAGACUUGCUGGGCAUUGAAGACUGGAAUGGAUUCUACAAGAAGCAAUAUAAGCAUAUAGGUCGCCUUGCUGGUCUUUAUUACAAUGAGAAAGGAGAAGAAACAGAAGCCAUGCGCGACUUUAUAAAGAGGUUAGACAUAGCCAAGAAAGCCAAGCAGUCUGAUGAGGAUGACAAGCAAAGAUUUCCAACCUGCAACUUUGAGUACAAGCAAGGCCAAGGCAGGAGGAUAUGGUGCUCAACUCUAAGUGGUGGUGUCCAGAGAGACUGGGAAGGCGUUCCAAGGCAAUACUUUCAGCCAGGCAAGACUGACCCCCGGUGUGCCUGUAUCAAAGACUUUGGUCCACCCUCUGGACAGGAGGAGGUAACUCAGCACAACAACAGAGGGGAUCUGGAUAACCCUCUCAUGAAACUAUACGAGGGGUGUGACCCUUCUUCUGUUCAAUGCUUCUUUCCUGAAGAUAGUUAAAACUAAAUGCUCUUCAAAUAAAGAAUUAUAGAUAUUUUAAAUCAGGUGGCUGUAUCAUUCAAUAAAUAGAAUUUUCAAUUGACUAUGCCUAUGUCAUAUCAGUAAUCUUGUACAACAUCUAAUUAGGUUAGAAUUCACAUUCAAAUUUACUACUGAAAAUAUAAUAAUACGAGUUUUAACAUAAAAAUUCAUACAAUGAUAAAGCACAAUGAGAGGAAGUGCAGUGUACAAGAACCAUGCCUCUAGUUCAGCCAAUUACAGCGGUACACAUGUAGCUCUAAAAGCUCGACAAAUAUCAUGCUGAUAAACUACAAUGAUAUUCCAAUAAAUGCAUGCUACAUAUUGCAAAGCAGUAAAUAAAUGUGCCUUUUGUUACUUUUUCUUGUCUGUAACAAUUAUUAAUUUAUUAUAUAUAUGCUGCUCAAAUGACCUAUACUGUGUGUAGUACUAUACAAUAGAUUGAUUUUAUUUCUAUCUAGGCACAGUUGAUCUGAUAUCAAUAUAUUUUGCAAUUUGGCGCUGGGUUGUUUAUUGUGUUCAUUGUGCUUACAUUACGUGCUUCCAUUACAAUAUUUAUUAUUAUUGUCAAGUAUUUAAUAUUUUUUACAAAAUAAAUUU